AUGAAAAGCAAAAAGAUGGAAGCGGUAUAUUUGCGGGAUGCUCCACGAUGGACUAGAGAAUUACAGGACAAUAUCUCGAAAUUCUUUCCCUUAUAUCGGACCGGGGAUCUGGGCAAGUACACUGAAGACGGCGAGUUCCACUUUGUCGGACGAAAGGACAAUCAAGCCAAAAUGCGUUGCCAACGGGUGGAACUCGAGGAACUACGCUGGCAUCCCCUGCUGCUGCCGGAAACGGGGCUCUCACUCACGCCAUUCAUAGCUGUAGGUGCGGACAAGUUGGUAGGAUCUCUUGAUUGGGAGCAGACGGACAAGCCGGCUAUUCAGAAAUCGCCAACUGAACAGAAUGCGUUUGCCUCGCCUACCUCAAACGGCCGGUCCAAACUGGCGCGUCUCGUGCCUGCUUAUACCGUUCCAUCACUCUACGUGCCUCUACGAAGCAGUCCCUUGACUCCGAACGGAAAGACAGACAGAAAAGGACCGCAACAGCUGGUGUCUAUGUUCACCAGGGCGGAUUGGCGGCGAUUUCAAGCCCCAGGGCAGGAAUAUCAGCCCGCAUCCAGUUCGGUUGAGAAGCAACUUGCUCAUCUUUGGAUAUCGUUACUCCGAGUCACAGAAGUUGGGCUCCAGGACGAUUUCUUUGGACUUGGAGAAUCUCUCUGUGCAUUGCGUCUAGUCGUCGCUGCUCGAAGGGAAGGCCUGUCACUGUUGACGGACAAGAUCGUCAUGAACCCAGCUUUGAUAGCCAUGGCAGAGGUCGCUUCUUCCAUUUCCAAGGUAGAUCUCGUCUACCACCGGAGCUACUGCCCUGCUUCAGAGUUGAAGUACAACCGUUUCAUCGAGCGAGUCGUUCAGAUGGAUCACCACGCAGCGACGGCGUUCUGGAAGUCGUAUCUAGCCGACGUGGACACGAAGCCGUUUGGUGAUGUUCCCAAAGGUCUUUCGGGUUUUUGCCGCCAGAUGCCUCCAACGCCAUGUCAGGUUGGUAAGCUGCUCGCGGAGUACCAAGCCAAUAUCUACGCGUCCGAAUAUCUCUUCCGUCACGAUCAGUAA
Molecule: messenger RNA, 1050 nt
Organism: Aspergillus lentulus
Lineage: Eukaryota; Fungi; Ascomycota; Eurotiomycetes; Eurotiales; Aspergillaceae
Source: RefSeq, a predicted model, not a curated record